CAUUGUUCCUCAAAGCUUCGACCAACCCCACCUACGAUUGCCCUCGCUGUGUCAACGGACCCCAUAAGCGGCGCCAACACACUGGAACCUGGGCGCAUGGACUGCUGAAGAUAACUUUGAGGGUUGGGUUGCAGGUGGCCGGCGCCUCUCAUUAAGGCUCGCACGCCAGUUCUACGGUAUCGCUACCGGCGCUAUCACUGGAAACAAUAAGAUCAUAGAACCGCCUAAUAAGAACGAGUCGCCUACUACCGUCAUCCGCCGUUCAUCCCGUGCAUUGUCUACCUCUACCUACAUCUGAAAAAUCCGCGCGCACCACCUCAAAUCUCGUCCGUCAAAACCUGGCGCAUAACUCUCAGCCAUGUUUUUCCUCAAAGAACUGGAGAAGACGAUCCAGCUACAUCCUUCCUACUUCGGUCCCCUCAUCCGUCAGCACAUACAUCGGGAGCUACUUCAGAAGGAGGAGGGUUCGAGCACGGGAAAGUACACCAUUGUGUGCAUUCUGGACGCGUUUGAGAUCUCCGAUGGAAAAGUGAUGCCUGGGUCUGGUUCUGCGGAAUAUGUCGUACACUACAAGGCCAUCGUAUGGCGGCCAUACAAGGGAGAGGUGAUGGACGGUGUGGUCACUUCAGUGCUCCGUACAGGCUUUUUUGUCGACUGCGGCUCAUUACAAGCCUUCGUAGGCCGUAAUAUGAUUCCCUCAGACAUUACCUUCGACGCAAACGCCACGCCCCCACAAUGGACCGACAACGGAGAGCAGGUCAUUGAGAAGGGCACCAAUAUCCGCAUAAAGAUAAAAGGUCUCCGAUCUGAGGUCGACAAAAUGUAUGCUGUGGGGACGAUGAAAGAGGAUUACCUUGGCCCGUUGCCCUCUUAGUAUCGCAAUAGAAUGGCCUCACUUGGCAGGAAUUUAGGCGGCGAGAAACGACAACCUGGAACCUCAAAACACCUCGUCGUAGGCCACGUCGAGUAUGCGUCUUUAACGGGCAGCAACACUGAAAGGUCCAGUGACGCCGUAUUGGCGGGAACGGGUCUACAUAGACGGCGGGUUAAGUUCCACACAACGAUCUUGAGUAACAUCACAUAAGGCUAUGCUCCAAUUUCAAAGGCCAGUAGCAGGAGGGUAUACCCAAAAUGCAAGCCGUAAUAGGUCCGACAGGAAGGCAGGAGGCUUCUUAGUAUAUCAUUCCGACAAAUGUCCUGAAAAGGGCGUGAAUAGAAGACUUGUUCAUCUC
This is a messenger RNA of Cucurbitaria berberidis CBS 394.84, 1232 nucleotides long. Its product is annotated as DNA-directed RNA polymerase II 19 kDa polypeptide. The record is from RefSeq and is a predicted model, not a curated record. NCBI's taxonomy places the organism in Eukaryota, Fungi, Ascomycota, Dothideomycetes, Pleosporales, Cucurbitariaceae. Gene Ontology annotation, biological process: positive regulation of nuclear-transcribed mRNA poly(A) tail shortening; transcription initiation at RNA polymerase II promoter; positive regulation of translational initiation. The transcript is spliced from 4 exons. The coding region runs from base 359 to 874 and encodes 171 amino acids. Gene Ontology annotation, molecular function: translation initiation factor binding; single-stranded DNA binding; single-stranded RNA binding. Gene Ontology annotation, cellular component: P-body; RNA polymerase II, core complex.